GGUACCAAACCACUGAUUCCCACGUAACACAUGAAGCCCAAACGCAGACACCCAGUCACAUCUCGCAUGGACGCUCCGUGCAAGAGACUCGAUGCAUGCCUCAUUGGCCUGAUCCUCAGCCGCAACAUCACUAUCAGGCGUGCGGAGUCGCCCCAUGUUCGCUAUAUCAACACGCUCGAGCUGGCAUAGGCAAAGAUCUCCAGACCGUCUUCUAUCAAUCGAACAGCAAGAUAUCUCAUCUCCCUCAUCAUCAGUAUUGAUUCUGCGAUAUACGUCGAGUAUAUUGUCUCGUCCAUUCAGCGCUUGAGUCUAACGCCUCGUCUCGGAACAGUAACGUGCAAGGGGCCUCUGACCACUCAGAGGUGGCUCCGAUGUCGCAUAAUUCGACAUGCAUCACGGCUUCUACCGUGGCUGCCACCACCCACGACAUCGUUCAUGGAUGGGUGCAUCAGCCAAACUGUCGUGGAACUAUCGACAUCAUAUGGUCAGGCUUGUUCACGAUCUUUAUAUGCACAUACACCAUGUUAUGCCUUAACGUGCCUGCCCAAUACGAGAAACCUUGGGAUAUCAUUUGUCGGCGGCUAUUCUGGAUGUUGGUAGCGAUCUCUGGCCCCGAGUUCGUUCUCACAUAUGCCAGUGCACAAUGGGGUAGAGCCAGGGAUUCUGUGAGGGCUUUCAAGGCGUCCGGCUUUCCUCAGUGGACAAUGCGCCACGGGUUCUUUGCUGACAUGGGGGGCUUCCAUCUCGUUCCUCCGGACGGUCCCCCGUUCCCGGUCACUUCAAAGCACAUCCAUUGGCUGGUAAUCCAUAAUUACCUGCCUUUCCCAGAAAUCACCUCGGAGGAGAUCACAGACAGAUCCAAGCAAGAUACAGUUGCGAAGAUCGUCAGCUGUAUGCAGACCAGCUGGAUGCUUCUUCAGUGCCUAGGUCGCGCGGCACAGGGUCUUGCCAUCACCACACUGGAAUUGUCGGCCCUUGCUAUCGUAGUCUGUUCUGUCAUGACAAGCCUCUGUUGGCUCCAUAAGCCUAGUGACGUUCGGACACCAAUCAGACUAGAGCUUCAUAUCAGCAUAGAACAGAUACGCAGGGAAGCCGGCGACCAUGCUAUGGAACCAUACAAGCAGACGCCACUGGAUUUCAUCGAUGACCUACUCCCAAGUUGGUCUCUGAAUGUACAGCCCUUCAUGAGGAUGCCAGUCGCACCCUUCGAACGGCCACUGCCGCGCCUUGGCAACGACAGGCUUCCUGACCUGAAGGGCUAUCAGGAGAUAAUUCUUUGUGUUGCGACCCUGUUGUAUGCCUCGAUCCAUCUCAUUGGCUGGAAUUUCGGGUUCCCAACAAAGGCGGAGCUCAUCCUCUGGCGAGUAUGCAGUAUGUUUCUGUUCGGAAACACGGUUGCGUUCUGGGUCUUCGAGACGUCAGCUGCCUGGUAUCGGAUAGGACGCUGGCAGCGCUUCUUCUGCAGGAUCUUCUGGAAAUCUAAGCUGGAAGACGUGGAGCAAGCGCGACUGACAAGAGAAUCUGCCAAAGUCCCCAAAGUACUGCCACUGAAGGCCGAAUUCUGGAGUAUAUUCCCACUUGCUUGCACGUAUGCUGCUGCAAGGUUAUAUUUGAUCGUGGAAGCUUUCGUUGGGCUAAGAGCUCUGAAGACAUGGAAUAUGCUUUAGCUAUGGACGUGUACCAUUUGACCCUUCAUUUUUGGCUAGUUAACGGGGUGUCCCCAUUUCCUCUCUUUUAUUCAACUUGUGUUUUGUUAUCAAAUUUUCGCUUUCUCUUUAGGGUGGCCUUCCAUCCUUACUAAUCAGUAUAUCAUUAUCUUACUAAACUCCAAUAAGCUUUCAUAAUCAUCAGUAGCAAUCGAUAAGACACAAACAAACAAAA
Molecule: messenger RNA, 1881 nt
Organism: Aspergillus neoniger CBS 115656
Lineage: Eukaryota; Fungi; Ascomycota; Eurotiomycetes; Eurotiales; Aspergillaceae
Exons: 3
Coding region: 372-1667 (431 amino acids)
Source: RefSeq, a predicted model, not a curated record